Molecule: messenger RNA, 742 nt
Organism: Charadrius vociferus (killdeer)
Lineage: Eukaryota; Metazoa; Chordata; Aves; Charadriiformes; Charadriidae
Gene: GATAD1
Product: GATA zinc finger domain containing 1
Exons: 4
Coding region: 1-492 (163 amino acids)
Biological process (GO): chromatin organization
Cellular component (GO): nucleus
Source: RefSeq, a predicted model, not a curated record
AUGGCACAAAGAAUGCCAAGGCCAGAGGUGCUAAGAUCAGAACCGGGAACGUUUCAGCCCAUCAAGGCUCCCGAGUCUGUAUCCACUAUAAUUACAGCAGAAUCAAUCUUUUAUAAGGGUGUAUACUAUCAAAUUGGAGAUGUGGUUUCAGUGGUCGAUGAGCAGGAUGGAAAAACAUACUACGCUCAGAUCCGUGGGUUUAUUCAGGACCAAUACUGUGAAAAGAGUGCUGCACUAACCUGGCUCAUUCCUACGCAAGCCAGCCCCAAAGAUUGUUUUGACCCAGCAUCCUAUAUCAUAGGACCAGAAGAAGAUCUUCCAAGGAAAAUGGAAUAUUUAGAAUUUGUUUGCCAUGCGCCUUCAGAAUACUUCAAAUCUCGAUCAUCUCCCUUCCCUACUGUUCCUACAAGACCAGAGAAGGGCUAUAUAUGGACUCAUGUGGGACCUACUCCUGCAAUCUCCAUUAAAGAAACUGUUACCAAUAAUUUAUAAUUUUUUAAAGGAAUACUUUGGACGAGUUAUUUUGGGUGUAUUCUCAGGUCUGUGAACCCCAUACAAGACAUUUAAAAAAAUUAUAAAACGUUCAUUUUACUUUGUGGAUUAUGGUAUUUAUUUAUUUUAAAUUAUAUCAGAUCUUUAAAGUGGAAGUUUUCUUUCCGUUUGACGCGUCAUUUCUGUGCUCUGUUCUUCAGACAUUAUUGCUCAUUUUGGGACAAAACCACAAGUUUCACAUCGUCUUCGA